GACCAAUAAUUCGGCGUCGCUUCCUUCCACGUCACUGUGACGAGGGGUGUUGCGUGGGCUAUAGCUGUAGCAGCGUUAGCUGUGUAACGGUGAUGGUGAAGAGGGUGUUUGAGGAUUUCCGAAAUAUCGACGUAGAUCGACAUUCAUGAGAGGAUUUUAUUAACGCUCUGUGUUAUGUCUGUGAAGAGCCCAUCAGACCUGCUCAAUGAAAACGCUUACGUCCCACCUUCACUGACCCUUGACCUCUGUUUAUCACAUGAAAGAAAGCUGGGCCUGACAGAUACUCGUGGGUCAACGCCUUUUUCUCUAAAGAGUCAACUUAAUUACGGCAGCACCAACUCCAUCCAGCUUCUCAAAGGCGUUAUGGGAGGACUAGAUGAUGACGACGCAUCCCUCCGGCACCAGGAAGAUGAAUGGAGCAGAAAUCAGGAGAACGAACACGGUCUUCCAGGCUCCGAAAGCAACGCCAAGUGGAUGAAGGAAGAUCAGAAUCAAAUAUGCAAGUUAGCAGAGCAGCAGCAGCAAGACCAGAAUCUUAACCUGGUCGAAAACAAGAACGAAUCCACUGACAGAAACCCGAACCAGAACCCACAGCGGCGCCACGAAGAGAAGAACAAGACCCUGAAAGCGCUCUGCUCUGACCUGCGCAGUUGGGCGGCCGAUGAACCUCUUCUGAUUUACUCUUCUGACACUCUGAUGGAGAAGAAUCACGAAAGCCAAGAGCAGAUGAUAGACGAGGAAGCGGAGAGAGAGAAAGAGGAGAAUUUAAAUCCCAGUGGAGCCGAGAACGCGGAUUCAUCUGAAAUUCCGAAGAAAGGAGGUGAAGGUGGCGGCAGAAAUGCUUGCUUGCUUUUCAGUAAGAAUGCCGUUCCCAGCGACGAGGACUCCAGCUGCAUGUCGCUGUCACAGGGAAGCACUGCAAGCAGCACCCCGGACGGAGAGCCAGAGUCCUACUGGGAUGGCAGUGCAUUUGAAACCGACAAGGACCUGCCAGCUGGAUGGAUGCGAGUGCAGGACACGUCGGGCACCUACUACUGGCACAUUCCCACAGGGACCACGCAGUGGGAGCCACCUGGGCCCCUAGAGGAGAGACCGGCCAGCACGUCGCCUGCGCUCACACCUGCUGACGAGCCACAGAUUACAUGGAGCGGAGUUUCUCAUCCAAACGCAUUCGGUGAGGAAGAGCACUGGCAGAAAGAGGAUUUGGCUUCUGAUGAAAGUCUGAAGGAGUUUGAGGGCGCGACUCUACGCUACGCCUCCAUCAACCUCAGUUUUUCCCAGUCUGAGGAGGAAGAGGAACAGACUUAUUUCAGCAGUAACGAGGGGGCGAAGUGUUUCGCAGUGCGUUCUCUGGGCUGGGUGGAGAUAUCAGAAGAGGAAAUGGCUCCCGGCAGGAGUAGCGUUGCCGUUAAUAACUGUAUCCGACAGCUGUCCUACCAGAAACACAAUCUCGAUGACACAGCUGGCAUCUGGGGCGAGGGAAAGGAAAUGCUUCUGGUGCUGGAGAAUGAGACACUGAACCUGAUCGAGCCUCACGGCCGAACGCUGCUGCACUCUCAGCCGAUCAUCAGCAUUCGGGUGUGGGGAGUGGGACGCGACGAUGGCAGGGACUUUGCAUAUGUGGCACGAGACAAGUUGACUCAUAUGCUGAAGUGUCAUGUAUUUCGGUGCGACACCCCUGCAAAGAACAUUGCCACAAGCCUGCAUGACAUCUGCUCUAAGAUAAUGGCCCAGAGGAAGUCAUCCAGCAGACUGAACAGCGACCCCUCAAGACUUCGGGACAUCCCCUUCCAGGAGUUCCCAGCUCCCAAGAAUGAGCUGGUCCAGCGCUUCCAGGUGCGGUACUUGGGUCGUGUGCCGGUGACGAAGCCCGUCGGCAUGGACGUUAUUAACGUAGCGCUGGAGACGGCUCUUGUCAGCAAAGACAAGGAGGAGUGGACACCAGUGACCGUGAACGUGGCCUCCGCUACACUCACCAUUCUGACUUCUGAGACAGAGGAAGUACUUUCCGAAUGUCGUGUGCGUUUCCUCUCAUUCAUGGGAGUCGGGAAGGAUGUGCACACGUUUGCGUUCAUAAUGGCAGAGGGACCCGGAGACUUCAUCUGUCACAUGUUCUGGUGCGAUCCAAACGCAGCGAGUCUAAGUGAGGCCGUACAGGCCGCCUGUAUGCUGAGGUAUCAGAAGUGUUUGGACGCUCGGCCUCCCACCGGUAGCAGUAGCUCCUGUCUGCCCGGCCCGCCUGCCGAUUCCGUCGCCCGCAGGGUCGGCUCGAGCGUGAAGAAGGGCGUUCAGAGUCUGCUUGGCAGCUUCAAGAGAUCUGGAUCUCAGACACCCUAAAAAGGAAAACGCUUCCUCAGCAGUGCUCACUGCAAAUAUGUAUUUGUUCUGUGUGUGUGUUUAUGUGUUUUUAUGGGCAUAAAAUUAGAGGGUUGUUCACACCGCUUCAGCUGUCCUCCUGCGGUUAGCGUGCAAUAAGAACGAGAGGACGCGUUGGCAGAUAUUCACGUCGUUUUCAUUUGCUUUCUCUCCGUUUACAUUAGCAGAUGUACUGUAGAAGUGAUUUAGCACUACUGGGUAUGAGUGUGAUUUACCAAGAUUGGAUUUUCAAGUGUAAUCGAUGUUAUGUGGACUACACGCUCUAAUGACACUAAACAUUACGCAUGCUGUCAAAAAAAACACUAAAAUGAGCUUAUAUACUAUGCAAUGUGCUUUUUUUUAUUUGUUGUUCUUCUUCUGGCUUUGCAUUCAUUGUGACCAUACUGUGCUAGCUUUGAAUUGAUUACUCUUCCCCAAACCGUGACUGAAAUCGACAUCUGUGUGCUGUUUACCCUAAAAAGUUGUCAUCAUUCAUUCGCUCUCAUGUUCAAGACCUGCAUGCAUUUCAAAAGUCUGUUUUCGACUCCACUGACAUUAUAUGAAAAAAGGUGCAGUUCCACAUAUAUUACUGCAAGUCACAAAGCCUUUUAAUUUCUUCAGUUAUAUUUAUAUUACACAUUUUUGUACAGUUACCUGCUCUGUCAGUUUGUGAAUUUAAUUAGACCAUUCAUUUGUAAAAUAGCAUUAACAUAUCCUAGUCUUCCAAAGCGGAUCUGCUCAUUAAGAAAGCCUCGCUUUAAAUGAGCACUUUUUGUUUUUUUAUCUUUAUUUCUUCUCAGUUUUUGUGUGUGUGUGUGUUUGAUAUGUUAGAUGGCUUUAUCUGGAAAAAAAUAAAAAAGAUUUUUGAUCAUGAUCAGAAACACUUAAUCUUAACAUCAGAAUAGUGUGUUUAACAAAGAAUGUGACGUACGCUUGUUCUCUACGGGAUGGUCUGUGUUUGUUCCUGUCCGGUUUGUACAUAGUGGUUUGACACUGAAAUUCUUUUUUUUUUUUGGUCCCUCUUUUAAAUUGUAUAUUGAAGUCAACUGAUUAUCUGCACAUAUUUACACAUUGUUUAUUGGGGGAAAACAAAUUCUUUGGAAAUGUAUCUUAAAUGCUUUGCAACGAUGGAUGUCUUGCUGUAUAUAGACUUUUUUUUCCUUCUUUCAGAAACACAUUGUAACAUAUUGCCAUGUCUUAAACUUUUGAGAAUGUGUACGAAUUCAUAAAUAUCAUGUUUUUGAUUAUUCCAGUUAAUGUAUAUACUGAAUUUAAUACACUAAUAUGGCCAGACAGCUCAAUUUUUCCAGUAGUUUUUGUCACAUUUCCAUGUCAAAUUACACCUGUUGUUUUUGAAUGCACUUUUUCCCCCCGUCUCGUGUAUCUGAAUGCUUUAUCUUGGCCCUGUUUACUCAAAUACUCUGUGUGUAGGUCUAGAUGAAGUAAUGUGAUGCUUAAAAUGCAGUGCUGUUGGUAACUCUAGAAGAUCUUUAUUGAAGAACAAGCAUAUGAACAUGUAAAUAUUCUGAACUACAUCAAGAAACGGUAGCAAAGAAAAUGUCUUUUUUUCAGUUAAAUACCAUGAGGGUUCUUUAUGUUUGUGUGCCAAAAAGCACAGCUAUAAAUACGCGAGCUUGAAAUGUUACUUGCAUAUGCAUAAAUAUUCGCUGAUUGGUAAAAUGGUAGAAAAGCUUCAAGUACAUUUGCUUUUCAAAAUAAGACAAAAUUUUAGCUAUGAUAUUCAGAAAAUUUAAGGGUCACUCCUAUAAACAUGAUAGCUUGCGUAGGAUGUUUUUGCCAUCACAUUUUUUAAGGAGAGUGGAGAAGUGAUUUCUUAAAAUGUAAAUUGGAUGUUAUAUAGAUGCAUAUAACGUGACUGGAUGGAAUAAAAAAUUGAAAAUGCAUUUAAAGCUUA
Messenger RNA from Labeo rohita (rohu), 4270 nucleotides. It is a transcript of the gene apbb1, whose product is annotated as amyloid beta (A4) precursor protein-binding, family B, member 1 (Fe65). Gene Ontology annotation, molecular function: transcription factor binding; amyloid-beta binding. The record is from RefSeq and is a predicted model, not a curated record. Gene Ontology annotation, cellular component: cytoplasm; nucleus. Gene Ontology annotation, biological process: regulation of DNA-templated transcription. NCBI's taxonomy places the organism in Eukaryota, Metazoa, Chordata, Actinopteri, Cypriniformes, Cyprinidae. The transcript is spliced from 14 exons. The coding region runs from base 175 to 2337 and encodes 720 amino acids.